This is a messenger RNA of Mirounga angustirostris (Northern elephant seal), 10190 nucleotides long. It is a transcript of the gene ADGRL3, whose product is annotated as adhesion G protein-coupled receptor L3. Lineage: Eukaryota; Metazoa; Chordata; Mammalia; Carnivora; Phocidae. Gene Ontology annotation, biological process: adenylate cyclase-activating G protein-coupled receptor signaling pathway; cell surface receptor signaling pathway. Gene Ontology annotation, molecular function: carbohydrate binding; G protein-coupled receptor activity. The record is from RefSeq and is a predicted model, not a curated record. Bases 1396 to 5763 code for a protein of 1455 amino acids. The transcript is spliced from 23 exons. Gene Ontology annotation, cellular component: plasma membrane.
GCCUCCGUCCUCUUUCUCCGGGUGUGUGCGCGCGCGCGGAUUGCACGGUUUGCUUUGGCAGGAGCUUGCUCGUGUGUGCGCGUGUGUGAGUGUGCGUGUGUGGAGAGCGCCGGAGCCUUGCUCGCUCUCGGAGAGUCGAAGAAGAGAAAGAACCGAAGAGGCGGCGGCGGCGGCGCGGAGCUCGGGGCCGCGCGAUGAAGCUCCCACAUGCCCUCAGCUGCCCGGCCCGGCCGGCGAGCUAAUCGGCCACCCCGCGGGCUCCGGGCUCCGCGACCCCCGGGACGCAGCCCUCAGCGGCCGGGCGCCCGCUCCGCCCGCGCGCCCCCACCGUGCACCCGGGAAGGAGUUUGCGUGGCCCUCGCUCCGGCUCUCGGCGCAGGUUGCGGGCGCGAGAGGAGACCCUCCGCGGGGGAAAACCUCAGGAGAAGGAGGCGGGUUUGGCGGAGAAGAAGCCACCCCGGGCUCUCGCGGCUCCCCCUACCUAUUCCAUUGCGCCCUUCCCCAAGCGGAAAGGGGAGGACGAGGAAGAAGAAGAGAAAGAAGGCGAAGGGGGUGGGGUGGGAGAACUGGAUAUAAAGAUCGGCUGGGGGGAUGGUGGAAGAUUUUUGGUCUCUUCAGCAGCGUCUUUCCUUAAGCGGCGGCAGCAGCAGCGGCGGCCGCAGCAGGAGCAGGAGAAGCAGCCUCAGCUAUGACUGCCGCCUGUUACUAGCUGCCGCUUGGGUCUCGGCUGCUGCUGGAGACUGAGCCCGACUCCGAAGUUGUGCAACUGUGGACUGGGAGAGACAUUUGAACCCUCCUCUCUCUUUGCUCCGUUUUUACCCCCUGGUGUGUUUGAAGCAAGAACACGUAAAGGAAGACAAACAUUUGGUUCUUCCCCCCCCCCCCCCCCGACCUUUCUCCAAGGCUGUGUAGUAGAAGAAAGGGGGAAGGAGAGACUUUUUGUUGUUGUUUCUUUGGCCGGGGUCUCCACCCUCCUGCUGCCUUCUCUGCGCUUUGGUGUCAUUCUUUGCCGCGUGUGGUGGGGUGUCUUCUCUGGGGCCGGCCGGUCUUCUGCCCCGGGCUCCAUGGCUGGAUUGUGGAAACUGCACCCGGCUGCAGGUUGUUGAGCAAACUGAUGGGACGAUCUCAGGGACCGGCGGUUACGAAAGAAAUGUUUAAAUGUUCAGUAAAUCGGAGGAAAAGAACAUGGACUUUUAGCUACUGAAGAGCAAAUUAAGGAUUCAAAUUUGGGAUAUUGGUGUUUCUGUGUUUGAGAAAUUUUUUUUUGAGGGAUUUUGUUGUUUUUUUUUUAAAUCAUCGGUCUUGGAAUACAGAAGAGGAAUCAGAAAGACACUUAUUUCAUUUCACGUCGUGAACGCUCGCUCUUGAGGCACUCUUACACCCCAGUACACAGCCAUGUGGCCAUCACAGCUACUAGUCUUCAUGAUGCUUGCAGCACCAAUCAUUCAAGCUUUCAGCCGUGCCCCAAUUCCGAUGGCUGUGGUCCGCAGAGAGCUCUCCUGUGAGAGCUACCCCAUAGAGCUCCGCUGUCCAGGAACGGAUGUCAUCAUGAUAGAAAGUGCCAACUAUGGGAGGACUGAUGACAAAAUUUGUGACUCUGACCCUGCUCAGAUGGAGAAUAUCCGAUGCUACCUGCCAGAUGCCUAUAAGAUUAUGUCUCAAAGGUGCAAUAACAGAACGCAGUGUGCAGUGGUGGCAGGUCCUGAUGUUUUUCCAGACCCGUGUCCAGGAACCUAUAAAUACCUUGAAGUGCAGUAUGAAUGUGUCCCUUACAUUUUUCUUUGUCCUGGACUACUAAAAGGAGUAUACCAGAGUGAACAUUUGUUUGAAUCUGACCACCAAUCUGGGGCAUGGUGCAAAGACCCUCUACAGGCUUCUGACAAGAUUUACUAUAUGCCCUGGACUCCCUACAGAACCGAUACUCUGACUGAGUACUCAUCCAAGGAUGACUUCAUUGCUGGAAGGCCAACUACAACCUACAAGCUUCCUCACAGGGUGGAUGGCACAGGAUUUGUAGUGUAUGAUGGAGCUUUGUUUUUCAACAAAGAGCGCACCAGGAACAUAGUAAAAUUUGAUUUGCGGACUAGGAUAAAGAGUGGAGAGGCGAUCAUAGCAAAUGCCAAUUACCAUGAUACCUCCCCUUACCGAUGGGGAGGCAAAUCUGACAUAGACCUUGCAGUGGAUGAAAAUGGGCUCUGGGUAAUCUAUGCAACAGAACAAAAUAAUGGUAAAAUUGUCAUUAGUCAAUUGAACCCUUACACCCUACGGAUUGAAGGGACAUGGGAUACUGCAUAUGAUAAAAGAUCAGCUUCCAAUGCAUUUAUGAUUUGCGGGAUUCUGUAUGUGGUCAAAUCUGUAUAUGAGGAUGACGACAACGAGGCCACUGGGAAUAAGAUUGACUACAUUUACAACACCGACCAAAGUAAGGAUAGUUUGGUGGAUGUACCCUUUCCCAAUUCAUACCAGUACAUAGCAGCUGUGGAUUACAACCCCAGGGACAACCUUCUCUACGUAUGGAAUAACUAUCAUGUCGUGAAAUACUCUUUGGAUUUUGGACCUCUGGAUAGUAGAUCAGGGCAGGCACAUCAUGGACAGGUGUCCUACAUCUCUCCACCUAUUCACCUUGACUCUGAGCUAGAAAGACCCCCUGUUAGAGAAAUCUCUACCACAGGACCUCUUGGCAUGGGAAGCACCACCACCAGCACCACCCUACGGACCACAGCAUGGAGCCCAGGAAGGAGUACCACCCCAUCAGUGUCAGGAAGACGAAACCGGAGCACCAGCACCCCGUCUCCAGCUGUGGAGGUGCUUGAUGACAUGACCACACAUCUGCCAUCGGCAUCAUCCCAAAUCCCAGCUCUGGAGGAGAGCUGUGAAGCUGUGGAAGCCCGAGAAAUCAUGUGGUUUAAGACCCGUCAAGGACAGAUGGCCAAGCAGCCGUGCCCUGUGGGAACAAUAGGAGUAUCAACUUAUCUCUGUCUGGCUCCUGAUGGAAUCUGGGAUCCCCAAGGACCGGAUCUUAGCAAUUGUUCUUCUCCUUGGGUCAACCAUAUAACACAAAAGUUGAAAUCUGGAGAGACAGCUGCCAACAUUGCUAGAGAGCUGGCUGAACAAACAAGAAAUCAUCUGAAUGCUGGAGACAUCACCUACUCAGUCCGCGCCAUGGACCAGCUGGUAGGCCUCCUAGAUGUACAACUCCGGAACUUGACCCCAGGUGGAAAAGAUAGUGCUGCACGGAGUUUGAACAAGCUUCAGAAAAGAGAGCGCUCUUGCAGAGCCUAUGUCCAGGCAAUGGUCGAGACAGUUAACAACCUCCUCCAGCCACAAGCCUCAAAUGCAUGGAGAGACCUGACUACAAGCGAUCAACUACGGGCAGCGACCAUGUUGCUUGACACUGUGGAGGAAAGUGCUUUUGUGCUGGCUGAUAACCUUUUGAAGACUGACAUUGUCAGGGAGAACACAGACAAUAUUCAAUUGGAAGUUGCAAGGCUGAGCACAGAAGGAAACUUAGAAGACCUAAAAUUUCCGGAAAACAUGGGUCACGGAAGCACUAUCCAGCUUUCCGCAAAUACUUUAAAACAAAAUGGUCGAAACGGAGAGAUCAGAGUGGCUUUUGUCUUAUACAACAACUUGGGUCCUUAUUUGUCCACGGAGAAUGCCAGCAUGAAGUUGGGAACAGAGGCUAUGUCCACCAAUCAUUCUGUUAUCGUCAAUUCCCCUGUUAUUACAGCAGCAAUAAACAAAGAGUUCAGCAAUAAGGUUUAUUUAGCUGAUCCUGUGGUGUUCACUGUUAAACAUAUUAAGCAGUCCGAGGAGAAUUUCAACCCUAACUGUUCAUUUUGGAGCUAUUCCAAACGCACAAUGACAGGUUAUUGGUCAACACAAGGCUGCCGGCUCCUGACAACAAAUAAGACACACACUACAUGCUCCUGUAAUCACCUAACCAAUUUUGCAGUACUGAUGGCACAUGUGGAAGUUAAGCACAGUGAUGCAGUCCAUGACCUUCUUCUGGAUGUGAUCACGUGGGUUGGAAUUUUGCUGUCGCUUGUUUGUCUCCUGAUUUGCAUCUUCACAUUUUGCUUUUUCCGCGGGCUCCAGAGUGACCGUAAUACCAUCCAUAAGAACCUCUGCAUCAGCCUUUUUGUAGCUGAACUGCUCUUCCUGAUCGGGAUCAACCGAACUGACCAACCAAUUGCUUGUGCUGUUUUCGCUGCCCUCUUACAUUUCUUCUUCCUGGCCGCCUUCACCUGGAUGUUCCUGGAGGGAGUGCAACUCUACAUCAUGCUGGUGGAGGUUUUCGAGAGCGAGCAUUCCCGGAGGAAAUACUUCUACCUAGUGGGAUACGGGAUGCCCGCACUCAUCGUGGCUGUGUCAGCCGCGGUAGACUAUAGGAGUUACGGAACAGAUAAAGUAUGUUGGCUCCGACUUGAUACCUACUUCAUUUGGAGCUUUAUAGGACCAGCGACCUUGAUAAUUAUGCUUAAUGUAAUCUUCCUUGGGAUUGCUCUAUAUAAAAUGUUUCAUCAUACUGCCAUUCUGAAACCUGAAUCGGGCUGCCUUGAUAAUAUCAAGUCAUGGGUUAUAGGUGCAAUAGCCCUUCUCUGCCUAUUAGGAUUGACCUGGGCCUUUGGACUCAUGUAUAUUAAUGAAAGCACAGUCAUCAUGGCAUAUCUCUUCACCAUAUUCAAUUCUCUGCAGGGAAUGUUUAUAUUCAUUUUCCAUUGUGUCCUACAAAAGAAGGUACGAAAAGAGUAUGGGAAAUGCCUGCGAACACAUUGUUGCAGUGGCAAAAGUACAGAGAGUUCCAUUGGCUCAGGGAAAACAUCUGGUUCUCGAGCACCUGGACGCUACUCCACAGGCUCACAGAGCCGAAUUCGUAGAAUGUGGAAUGACACGGUCCGAAAGCAGUCAGAGUCUUCCUUCAUUACUGGAGAUAUAAACAGUUCAGCGUCACUCAACAGAGAGGGGCUUCUGAACAAUGCCAGGGAUACAAGUGUCAUGGAUACUCUACCACUGAAUGGUAACCAUGGCAAUAGUUACAGCAUUGCCAGUGGUGAAUACCUGAGCAACUGUGUGCAAAUCAUAGACCGUGGCUAUAACCACAACGAGACCGCCCUAGAGAAAAAGAUUCUGAAGGAACUCACUUCCAACUAUAUCCCGUCUUACCUGAACAACCACGAGCGCUCCAGUGAACAGAACAGGAAUCUGAUGAACAAGCUGGUGAAUAACCUCGGCAGUGGGAGUGAAGAUGAUGCCAUUGUCCUGGAUGACGCCACCUCCUUUAACCAUGAGGAGAGUUUGGGCCUGGAACUCAUCCAUGAGGAAUCUGAUGCUCCUUUGCUUCCCCCGAGGGUCUACUCCGCGGAGAACCACCAGCCACACCAUUACACCAGAAGGCGGCUCCCCCAAGACCACAGUGAGAGCUUUUUCCCUUUACUAACCAACGAGCACACAGAGGAUCUCCAGUCACCCCAUAGGGACUCUCUGUACACCAGCAUGCCGGCCCUGGCUGGUGUGCCUGCCACAGAGAGCGUUACCACCAGCACCCAGACCGAACCCCCACCGGCCAAAUGUGGUGAUGCCGAAGAUGUUUACUACAAAAGCAUGCCAAACCUAGGCUCCAGAAACCACGUCCAUCAGCUGCACACCUACUACCAGCUAGGACGUGGCAGCAGUGAUGGAUUUAUAGUUCCUCCAAACAAAGAUGGGACCCCUCCAGAGGGCAGUUCGAAAGGACCAGCUCAUUUGGUCACUAGUCUAUAGAAGAUGACACAGAAAUUUAAGCCAACAGAACUAACAGCUGGUUGACUGUUCUGAGUUGAUAUAAGCAGGGGUAAUAAUGUGUGUACUCUUAAAUCUUUAUGCUGUUCUUGAGAGACAAACACAAACUUCCAGACUUUUUUUUUUUUUUUUUUAAACUGGGAUUUUUAGGUCAGCCCGGGGGAGAAAGAUAACUGCUGAAAUUCCCCCGUGCCCUCUCCUUUCCUGUCUUUCCCCCUCAGAUGGAGACUUCAUUAUGUUAAUGAACGAGAUAUGAAGAAAAUGGCGCUCAUUGUGGCCUUGUAGAAUUCUGUUGUGUUUGUUCUAACAUCUCUGAUGCUCUGUUACUAUAAUAACAAGGACCUGAUUUUUAAAAGGCCAGAAUGGUUGUUCGAAAUUAGUAACAGUGCUGCAUCUAGAUUGGAGUGCUGCACAAACAAACAUAAAAACAAAGCAAAACUGCAUCACAUAGUGGUUUUUAGUCACUCACAACCUGAAUUCACGGCAGCAGGAAUAGCUGUGGAAUACAAGAUAAAACAACAAAAUAAUGAAAUGGAGGGGAAUUCUAGAAUUAUAUGCUAAAUGCAUAUUUUAUGAUUUGCUGUAUUAACUGAUGAUAAAACUAAUGGCAGAAAAAAAUUGAACAAUUUCUAUGUAAUGUACAGAUACUAGCAUUGCACAUAUAGUCAGCUUUCUGUUCCUCCAGAAUUUGAGUCCUGUUAAUGUAGUGGAAAAAAAGAGAUAUUUUCUUUUUCUUUCGUGCUGGUCUUGCAAGUUUGUCUACCAGUAAGAGAGCAGUUUCCUUCCUUUCUUCUUUCUUUUCUUUCUUCCUUCAUUUUCUUUUCCUUUUUUUCCUCUCUUUUCCUUUUUUUCUCUUUUCCUUUUUUUCUUUCUUUCUUCUUUCUUUCUUUCUUUCUUUCUUUCUUUCUUUCUUUCCUUCUUUUUUUCUUUCUUCCUUUCUUCUUUUUUUUAUUGCUUUUUUUCUUUAAAAUUUCACCUGGCAAAAAAUAAAUAAAUAAAUAAAUAAAACUAUCACUUUAUAAGAAUCAUUUUCUAGUAAUACAAAUUAUUUUUUACAAAAAAAAUAAAAUAAAUAAAAUUAGACUUUCUUCCCUCACUAUAUAUCUUUAUUCAGUCAGAGUAUUUCCAAGAGCAUUUUUGCAAAUUAGAGCAGGACGAACUUCUAUGUUUACAGUGCACAUCUGUUGUAAUGCAAAGCAUAUUUGGCAAGCAGUUCAUCACCAAGACAGUAGCUAUGAUUCUAGAAGUCAAGAGGUGUCAAUAGAACUAGUGGGGCUUCUGCAUGUAAAAAAAAAAAACAAACGGUAUCCCAUAGGCGUUAAAGUGCUGAAUGCUCAGUCUGAUCCCCAAGUGGGCACCUGCACUACCAAUUUUUAAAGGAAAUUCACUCCCUUGUAGUAAGAAUUGAAAGGUCAAGUUAUUUUGAAGUGAUUUUUUUUCAAAAAACUUCUGUUUAUUAACAGGAAAAUUUAUUUAUUUGACAGGAUUUUAAGUAAUGUAGGAAUACAAGAGGUAAAUUAGCAGCACAUAUAAUUUUUUUUUUAAAUUUAUGAUCCAUUUUGUAUGGUCUCAAAGUUGGAUGACCUCAUUACUAAUAUUUGUUGUAAAAGUGAAACUUGUUUGCCAAACAAUAAACAACUGAUUGAGAUUUAGAAGAUAUUGUUUUGAUGUAUGUACUAUAUGAUUAAUUACUCUUUUCAUUUUUCUCGUCUUUCCUUCUGUUUUCAUUAUAUAUACUUUGCUAAUCUUCUAUGGCCCAAAUGAGCCAUGCAAAAGAAAUCAAAUCUGCCUAGAUGGAUAACCUAAGCACAAAAUUACACCAUUUUUGCAGACAAAGUAAACCAGAGAAAUGGGAUGGGCAUGUUUAUGUUGGAUGAAAUAAGAUACAUAACUUACUUUUAAGCAGGUUAAUAUGUUACUAUGUGCUUAUUUUAUAAACCAGCUGGAGUCACUAUGCCUACUAUAAAAACCAGCUUCAAUCAGAGAUUUAAGUAUGGAAUUGGAGGAGGGGGUGGGUCAUGUCUUUUUCUUCCUUGUAGGUCCCAUUUCGAUGUUAAAUUUAAAGUCACUCAAUUGGCUAAAAAAAUGCCAGAAUAAUGGCAAAGUGAAUAUCCAUUUUAUAAAGAUAAUAUAUUUUUAUGCUAAUUUUUCUUGUCCCAUAUAUGGAAAAAAGUCCUUUCAAAGAAAUUUUCUACAUCUCCAGUUACUGAAGAACCCUUAUCAGCAGUGUCUAAGCAUGGAGUCCCUUCUAGAGCAAAGCCAGAAUGAAUUUGCCAAAUUAGAAUUUCUCUUGUAGUGUGUGGUAUUUUGGUGAUUUCUUUUUUUCUUUUCCCCCCCAAAUCUAAACACCACCCAUCUAUAAAUUAAUUUCUUAAGAUGAGAAGGAGUAGUUUACAGAAUAGCCAGUAAUCUAUAUAUAGUUUAAAAAUAUACAACAAAAAAAAUUCUGUGCUGGACCAGAGUACAUCAUAACCUUAAUAUCACCUUAGAAUAUCUUAUUUAUCAUUCCUUUUUGGUCACUUAACUGAAGUAUUUUUUAAGUCUCCAGAUUUUUUUUAAGUUGCAGGAGAACCUCAAGCUUUAAUGGUAAUUAGGUUUUCUCAUACCACCCUAUGGCAAUAUUAACACCUGACAGGUGGUUAUCCUAUCUGUUGCAUAGAAUACAGUUGGUAAUGAAAGAACUCUUUUUUGACAAGUUUAAGGUAACUUCAGAAACACAGAUGUUGGUCUGUGGAUUAUGAGCACUUAUGCUUGUUUUACCAAUUCAACAGAAAUCCAUAUGAAAGCAGCUCUGUCAGUAAGAAGCCAGUUUCACAGAAUGGGGAAACUACCUCAACUCAGCUUGCUGAUGCUGCCAAUUCUGAUUUUCAGAUAUCGCUACCUCCCCACACGUUAUCUUUUAUGUUUCAUUACGUGGAAAUUUGAAACAGGUAGCCUCCCAGCUUUACAUAGACCAAGCUGAAGAAAAUCACUUGAAUACAUAAAUUGGCGCAGAAGGCCAUUUCGUACUGUCAGUUACUACCAAGCUCUUGCAGCAAGAUGAAAGGAUGAGAUUUUUGAAUUUGAAUACAUCAUAAUUGAUGUGCUUUCAGAAAGACUUAAGAUCCCAAAGACUUUUACAGAAAGAGAUUGUUCCCCCAAGUUUUAUGUGACUAUAAUAAAACAAAACAGUAAAGAAAUUAAUUAUGUAUACAUUUCAAUAGAAAUUUGUGUAUAUCUACCAUGUAUUCAUUUAGUCCAUUUUACACUAGCAAGGGUUGAAUUCUUGAACUUGACUUUUUUCCCCACGUCUUCCCUUGUGUAGCUAUUGAUAAAUUAAUAAUUUUAAAUUUUUUUCUUGUUUUUUUACCACCUUAGGUUGACUAUGUUUUAAUACCCUGUGCCAUACAUGACCUACUUAUCUGCAUAUUUCUGAUAUGUUUAUCUGAUUUUCUGUAAAGUAAAUUUUCACCAAACAUACUGUACAUACAUAAGCACAUUAUUUGGAUAGCCGCAAGUAAAAGUUACGCCAAUGAAACAAACCAAUUAUUAUUUCCUAGUAAAAUAAUAUUUUCAUAAUGUUUUACUCUUGAACUUUUUUUUCGUUUUGAGGUCUAUUUCCCAUGCUACUUUAUCAGGACACUAGCUAACAGACCUCAUGUUUAGCUGAAUCACAGACUGUUGGAUUGUUGCACAGCCCAUGUUCCUAAUUGAUAAUAUUUAUGGAGAAAUCUAAAUUUUGUGAAGGAGAAAUAGAUUUGAUUUCCUUUAAGUUUUUUGAGUAUCCCUCUGGUUCCACACUACUAAAGUUAAAAAUACUAUAGUUGAAUAAUAAAUUGCUAUGCUAAAAUAAUCAUAAUGACAAAAAAGAAUUUGCAUGAGAACAAUUAUGUUGAAAUGAAAAUAAUCAGGAAACUGUAUUAAUCAAAUGCAGAUAAUGGAAAUAUGUCAAACAAAUUGUCAAACAAAUUCACAAAGGCUCUAAAUUAAAAGUGUAGUUUAUGACCUAUAUUUUUUAAAUCCCCAUUAACCUAAAAAUGUCAACAUAUUGAUAAAAGAUCUUUAAAAUUUAGUGGUUUUUUGUUUUUUAAUAUUAACUUAGUUGGUAUGAUGAAAUGUUUCAUGGUAAUGCAGAUAAACGUAUAAGACAAUUAGUAAUAUUUAUAGACUUAAUUUUAGGCAAUAUCUUCAGCUUUUUCCCCCCACACAUGUUCAAAUCGAUUGACUGGUUUGUUUACUUUAAAAAAUGACAUUAAAGACUUUAAAGAUUGACUUUCUGCAUUAUAGAGACCAAAAGGGAGAGGAAAAAUAGUUUCUGGGUUGUCUAAAGAUCAACUCCAACUAAUCAAUAAUCAUCUCCUAUUAGUGAAAGAAUAAUUUGUUUUUAGAAAUUGUUCAUUAAUACUGUACCAAGGUGCUACUGCUUGAGA